Messenger RNA from Prorocentrum cordatum, 1682 nucleotides. The record is from the annotation of a GenBank genome assembly. NCBI's taxonomy places the organism in Eukaryota, Dinophyceae, Prorocentrales, Prorocentraceae.
CCUUGCCGUCCUUCGCACGUGUGGCCGCGCGCUGGACGCCAGUUGCCCGCAUCAAGCCCUCCCCUCCUUCCUCCGUAGCCGUUUUGGCUCGUUUUGGUUGGGGCUGCAGUGCGUCCGGUGGUGCUCAUGUGAUUCAGACGCCAAUCGGGGGGGGGGCGCAGGCGAUACCGCGCAGUCCACCCGCGGGAGGGCCGCACGUGGCCAUGGCUGCCCAUGCCGACGGGCAGGCCACCCCCGAGGAGUACUUCUUUGGCCCUGGCCCCGACGGCAUGCCGCGCGCGGUGACGGCGCCCGCGGCGCCCACCGCCAGCGAGCUGCACCAGGCGCUGGGCAGGCUGAGCUUCUCGGCGGCAGAGGAGCGCCCGAGAGCCAGCCUCGUGGCCACCAGCGCUGGCAGGCCCCGCCACCCCGCCAGCAGUGUCGGCCGCGGCCGCCCGAGGCGCCCGGACGCGCCACCCGCGGGGCGCGGUCCCCUGCCCCGCGCACCGUCGCGGCCGGAGGGGUGGACCUGGCCGGAGCAGAAGCCCGCGGAGGCGGGCGGGCAGCCAGCGCCGCACGCCCCCGCGGGCAGCACCCCCGCCUCGGCGGGCUCGGCGCCGGGGCGCGGCAGGGGCAGCGGCCUGCCAGUGCCUGGCAGCGCAGCGCUGGCCCCUCGGGCCCAGGGGCCGCAGGAGGGGGCCUCGGCCAGUGGCGCGGUUGGCUCUGGGCAGUGCCGCGGGGAUUGCCUUGACCAGCGGGGCUGGCCUGCGCUGAGUGGCGCAGCGCCAGGCCGGGCGCGCCGACGGCCGCGGGGUCGGCCGGGCGCGAGUGCGGAGGGGCUCCUGGAGGUGCCGCGCUCACCUGGCCAGCUGGCGCUGGGCGGCGCGGCGCCAGGCCCGGCGCACGGCCCGGCGCAGGGUUGGCCGGGCACGAGCAGCCCAGAGGAACUCCUGCAGGCGUCGCGCUCGCCUGGCUGGCCUGAAGGCCGGGCGGGCGACGGUGCCGGGCGCGCCCAGAGUCCUGGGUGGGAGGCGGGCAGUGACGGCGGCGGCGGCGGCUUGCUGCCCAGCGGCGCGCUGCAGUCCCUGUCGCGCACGUUGCUGGAGGACGAGGACGCCGAGGAUGGGUCGCCAGCCUCGCCGAGCCAGGGCGCGGCGCCCUCGGCAAGAGGGAGGGUGUCAGGUCCAGAAGCGGAGGAGCACCAGGCUGCAGGCAGCAGCACGGCGUCCCCACCUGGCGACACCGCGGUGCUCUCAUUAAUCCGUGGGCUCCAGGAGGCGGCAGAGAUUGAUGCCGCGUUGCAUAUUCCAACGCGGCCAGGCUCCGAGGAUCAUCCAGGCCAUGUAGGUUUUCAGCACGGCGUGCUCACAAGUGAAUUGCAAAGGAGAUAAUUCAGCUGAGAUUCAUGCCGCGUCUCGCGACUUGUUCCAGUAUUCAUUGGCUCAUUUGUAAUUGCCUAGCGUUGCAGAGCCCAUUGCUCCCCCCGUCGAGGUUCGACGGCAGCGCGAUUUGUAAAUCAACCAUCUCAGGUUGACGCAGUUUUACUGAUUUGUAAAAGUGAUUGUGUCACGCAGUGGCACCCAGAGCAUGGGCAUAUGUAGUUUGUUAUAAAGUUCUGACGCUCUGACGCGUCACGGAGCGUCAGGAACGUCAGAUCCUCUUCCUCCCCCCUCCCUCUCCCUCUCCUUGCCGCCUCUCCCAGA